This is a messenger RNA of Dioscorea cayenensis subsp. rotundata (Guinea yam), 531 nucleotides long. RefSeq names its product (+)-neomenthol dehydrogenase-like. Gene Ontology annotation, cellular component: membrane. The record is from RefSeq and is a predicted model, not a curated record. The transcript has 5 exons. NCBI's taxonomy places the organism in Eukaryota, Viridiplantae, Streptophyta, Magnoliopsida, Dioscoreales, Dioscoreaceae. The coding region runs from base 1 to 531 and encodes 176 amino acids.
AUGCAUGGGUUCCUUCAAACUUUUUCUGAUGUUUUGUUUCAUCAGCUUGAUGUUUCUGAUCCUGCUAGUGUUCUUUAUUUAGCUCAAUUCAUCAAGACAAAGUUUGGAAGGCUUGAUAUCUUGGUUAAUAAUGCUGCAAUUUUAGAAAUUGAGCUUGAACCAGAUGCCACGGAUUUACUCAAACAAGUAACUGAUCUAUAUGAAAUGGCAAAAGAAUGCUUGAACAUAAACUAUUAUGGAACAAAGAGUGUCACAGAGACACUCAUUCCUCUUCUUCAGUUAUCUCUUUCACCAAACAUUGUCAAUAUCUCUGCUCUUUAUGGACAGUUAAAUUUCAUUCAUACUAAGAACAUCCAAAAGGAGUUGAGUGAAGUGGAUGAUCAAACAGAAGAGAAAAUUGAUCAAAUGCUGCAGAAAUUUCUGAAUGAUAUGAAGGAAAACAAGUUGGAAGAGAAUGAAUGGCCAACUCAAUUAGCUGCAUACAAGGUUUCUGAAGUGGCCUUAAACACAUACAAGUUAAAACAGAUAUGA